GUUAUCAUCCUUUGACCUCUGGAGCUGCUAUAAAAAGGCCUGAUUCCUAUAGGAGCACACCAUCAGGUCCUGGACAUUCCCAGAGUGAAGCUAAACCUUGCUCAGUCUUGAACCAUGAAGUUCUCACUCGUUGCUGCUCUCGUGGUCACACUGGCCAUCGGCUCCCAAGCAGCCAGUCUGGUCAAGAGAGACGCUCAUGCUUUGCCUCCUGAGGUUGAAAAGAUUACCAGUUUCUUCCAGGAUCUCAUCCAAAACCUUAAAGCUCUUGAGUCCCCUGAGCUGGCCAACAAGGCCAAGGCUUACAUGGAGGAGAGCAGAGCCCAGUUCCAGCCCAUGGUUGAGAAGCUUCAGGAGCAGUUGAAGCCCCUGUCCACCAACAUUGAGGAGCAGAUGGAGCCUCUUGCUGCCUCGGUCCGUGCUCAGGUCAGCCCUUACACCGAGCUGAUGCAGAGCCAGUUCGAGGACAUGUUCAAGUUCCUGUCUGACCAAACCAAGGCCAUCCUGCCCCCUCAGUAAAAAAAGAAAUACCUGAAAAAUGCCUGUUGUGAAAUCACCUCUGCCCUGUGACUGACAUCACUCGCUUAUCUGAAGCAAUAAAAGGGCUGAAAGGC
This is a messenger RNA of Tachysurus vachellii, 611 nucleotides long. Its product is annotated as type-4 ice-structuring protein LS-12-like. Gene Ontology annotation, biological process: lipid transport; lipoprotein metabolic process. Lineage: Eukaryota; Metazoa; Chordata; Actinopteri; Siluriformes; Bagridae. Gene Ontology annotation, cellular component: extracellular region. The transcript has 4 exons. The record is from RefSeq and is a predicted model, not a curated record. The coding region runs from base 115 to 516 and encodes 133 amino acids. Gene Ontology annotation, molecular function: lipid binding.